AUGUACGGCAGGUGUUCUCUUUCCAGCUCCUUUGUUAGCCAAUAUUGCAGUAUUGUAAAUACGGGAUCCCACCUCGCUUCUCUCAAUAACGCAGAGCCUCAGCGCCUUCACGACGUCAACAAAGACUUGUGGCAACGUACAUUUCUAUCAGUUAUGGGAAGCGAACAUGAUAAAUCAUCUACUCUCAAUAUAACUUUUGGCCUACAUGGCAAUUCCUUGCCUAUACUUAACCCGGGAUCUCUGCCCCAGCCCCAGCAUGCCCAUGCAUUCCCCAGCCCUAACACCCCAAACCACUAUAACUUUGCGUCACCACAACCCGCAAUUGCAGGCCCUGAGCUUAAAUCCGAGCCCAAUCAGGACGCCACACCAACCCAAGUUCAAAGCCCUCGGCGCAACGGCAGGGAAAUUGGCGACAAGCAAGAUGCAGCUGAAGAACUCGGUACAGCGAAGGGAGAACUUAUGACUAUUUCGUUGUAUAUUUUUUCUUCGGUUGCAACAUUUCAUAUUGAAGAGUAUUAA
Molecule: messenger RNA, 519 nt
Organism: Fusarium proliferatum ET1
Lineage: Eukaryota; Fungi; Ascomycota; Sordariomycetes; Hypocreales; Nectriaceae
Exons: 2
Coding region: 1-519 (172 amino acids)
Source: RefSeq, a predicted model, not a curated record